UUAAGAAGCAAAGGACCAAAUAUCAAUUUCGAUUUGUCAAUACGGUGUGCAAUGACUACUUCACACGGGAGAAAAUCAAAUCAGAGGAUGGAAAUCUCUUAAAGGUAGCUUUGUAUGAUGAGAACAAUCUGGUAGUCACAUCAGGUCCACUAUCUUCAGCUUCUGUGGAGAUCGUACUACUUCAUGGUGAUUUCAAUGCUGAAGGUCAAGAUUAUUGGACAUCAGAGGAAUUCAGUGCCUGCCUAGUGCAUCCACAAUCUGUAAAAGAACCACCAGCCUUGGAGGUGAUCGUGUCUUGGCCCUGACUGAUGGAGAGGCUGACCUUGGUGAUGUCUAUUUCCAGACUUCCUCCUUCCAUGCCAGAACUGGAAAGUUCAAGAUGGGUGUUGAGAUUAAAAGUGUAAGAGGAGAGAGUGUUCAAGAAGGAAUCACUAGCCCAUUUCUUGUGAAAGUUCGCCUAGGGGAAGAAUCAAGCUGUCAUCGGAUCACAUCUCUCGAAGCAUUGCUCAAUGUUAAAGUGAGCACGAAGGAAGAAUUCAAAAGAAAAUUUGAAAAGCUUAAGGUAAAGAGGAAAAAAGAUAAGAGUAAAGAUGAGGAAGAUCCCAUAAUACUCAAGGAAGAACACAAAGAACUCACAUUAAAAAUCCAAGAGAUGCCAAAAGAAGGGUGUGCUGAAGUAACAUCUCAGAGACCCCAACUAAGCCAAUCAACAAGAUUCCGACUAGUAAUUGAAAAUAACGUGAGCAGAACAAUUUACAAAAAGGAAACUGUAAGGAUGGUGAAGGUCACAUAAAAGUUGUCAUGUAUGAUGGUGGCAAUCCAAUUGCGCCUGACCACCAUCUUGCUUCAGUAAGAGUUGAGCUAGUUGUCAUUGAAGGAUGGUUUAAUGAAAUACGAGAUUCAUGGUCGAAAGAGGAGUUUGAGGAAAGCAUAAUAAAACCACCAAGAACAACGACAUUGACAAGUCUAGUGAAAAAUGGUACAUUUAAUCUGAUUGGUGGGAGUUGUGAUCAUGAAGGUGCCAUUAUUAUGGAUAAUUCACAGCAAAGGGAAGUUAAGCUUGGAGUAAGGAUCACAGGGCCUGCAGAAACUAGAAUUCUUGAAGGAGUAUCAAAUCCUUUCAAAGUGCAGGAAGGCAAGACAAAAAAGCAAGCACCAAACAAAACGGAUAAAAAAGCUUCUCCUCCAGUUCCAACGCGAAAGUUGGUGCAGCCAACCAGCACCCACGCAACACAACCUGGUAAAGGCUGGAAAUUAUAGCUUAUUUCUCUGUUUGCCCCCUGA
Molecule: messenger RNA, 1284 nt
Organism: Triticum aestivum (bread wheat)
Lineage: Eukaryota; Viridiplantae; Streptophyta; Magnoliopsida; Poales; Poaceae
Exons: 5
Coding region: 380-793 (137 amino acids)
Biological process (GO): regulation of salicylic acid biosynthetic process
Cellular component (GO): nucleus
Molecular function (GO): sequence-specific DNA binding; DNA-binding transcription factor activity; calmodulin binding
Source: RefSeq, a predicted model, not a curated record